CGUGGGAGAAAGAUGGACUCAGUGGAGAAGGGGGCCACUACCUCUGUCUCCAACCCGCGGGGGCGACCAUCCAGGGGCCGGCCGCCGAAGCUACAGCGCAACUCUCGCGGCGGCCAGGGCCGAGGAGUGGAGAAGCCUCCGCACCUGGCGGCCCUGAUUCUAGCCCGGGGCGGCAGCAAGGGCAUUCCCCUGAAGAACAUUAAGCACUUGGCGGGGGUCCCGCUUAUUGGCUGGGUCCUGCGUGCGGCCUUGGACUCGGGGGUCUUCCAGAGUGUGUGGGUUUCAACAGACCAUGAAGAAAUUGAGAAUGUGGCUAAACAAUUUGGUGCACAAGUUCAUCGAAGAAGUUCUGAAGUUUCAAAAGAUAGCUCUACCUCACUAGAUGCCAUCGUAGAAUUUCUUAAUUACCAUAAUGAGGUUGACAUUGUAGGAAAUAUUCAAGCAACUUCUCCGUGUUUACAUCCUACUGAUCUUCAGAAAGUUGCAGACAUGAUUCGAGAAGAAGGAUAUGAUUCUGUUUUCUCUGUUGUGAGACGUCAUCAAUUUAGAUGGAGUGAAAUUCAGAAAGGAGUCCGUGAAGUGACUGAACCUCUGAAUUUGAAUCCAGCCAAACGACCUCGUAGACAAGACUGGGACGGAGAAUUAUAUGAAAAUGGCUCAUUUUAUUUUGCUAAACGACAUUUGAUAGAGAUGGGUUACUUACAGGGUGGAAAAAUGGCAUACUAUGAAAUGCGAGCUGAGCACAGUGUGGAUAUAGAUGUGGAUAUUGACUGGCCUAUUGCAGAACAAAGAGUAUUGAGAUAUGGCUAUUUUGGCAAAGAGAAGCUUAAGGAGAUAAAACUUUUGAUUUGCAAUAUUGAUGGAUGUCUCACCAAUGGCCACAUUUAUGUAUCAGGAGACCAAAAAGAAAUAAUAUCUUAUGAUGUAAAAGAUGCUAUUGGGAUAAGUUUAUUAAAGAAAAGUGGUAUUGAGGUGAGAUUAAUCUCAGAAAGAGCCUGUUCAAAGCAGACACUAUCUGCCUUAAAACUGGAUUGCAAAAUGGAAAUCAAUGUAUCGGACAAGCUCACAAUUGUAGAUGAAUGGAGAAAAGAAAUGGGCCUGUGCUGGAAAGAAGUGGCCUAUCUUGGAAAUGAGCUGUCUGAUGAAGAGUGCUUGAAGAAAGCAGGCCUCAGUGGAGUUCCUGCCGAUGCCUGUGCCGCCGCCCAGAAGGCUGUUGGAUACAUCUGCAAAUGCAACGGUGGCCGUGGUGCCAUUAGGGAGUUUGCAGAACACAUUUUCCUAUUGAUGGAAAAAGUUAAUAACUCAUGCCAAAAAUAGAAGUUAGGGUAGUGUUGGAAGAGAAAAUACACAACCUUCUUCAGCUACUCAGUUU
Elephantulus edwardii (Cape elephant shrew) is the source of this 1372-nucleotide messenger RNA. It is a transcript of the gene CMAS, whose product is annotated as cytidine monophosphate N-acetylneuraminic acid synthetase. The coding region runs from base 13 to 1317 and encodes 434 amino acids. The transcript has 8 exons. Gene Ontology annotation, molecular function: N-acylneuraminate cytidylyltransferase activity. NCBI's taxonomy places the organism in Eukaryota, Metazoa, Chordata, Mammalia, Macroscelidea, Macroscelididae. The record is from RefSeq and is a predicted model, not a curated record.